AAAGUAGCAGUGCACGGUGCCGGGAAAUGUAUUACUGUGUCUAUGUAACAGCGCCACCUGGCGGCAAUCUGAGAUUACUACAGCGCAUAUGUCCCUCUCUCAACACAGCCAUAGAACUGGUGCAGCGCUCACACUGCUUCCGAGUCACCGGGACUCUCGUCAGUGUGUCCGUGUUGUGAUUGGUGAUGUGAUGGUCAUUCAAAUCCUUGGUGAUAAAUUCCCAUGUAAAUUAGUUGCUAAGAAAAUCGACUUACCAGAAUACCAAGGAGAACCUGAUGACAUUUCAAUUCAGAAGUGUAAAGAGGCAGCCACACAGAUUAAAGGUCCAGUUAUAGUAGAAGACACAUGUUUGUGCUUUAAUGCUCUGGGUGGACUUCCAGGCCCAUAUAUAAAAUGGUUUCUUGAUAAAAUAAAACCGGAAGGCUUGUAUCAGAUGUUGGCAGGAUUUGAAGAUAAAUCUGCAUAUGCUCUCUGCACGUUUGCUUAUAGCACUGGACACCCAGAUGACCCUGUACUUCUGUUUAGAGGCAAAACCCAGGUAUGCAGAGCUUCCAAAGGAAGUGAAGAAUAGUAUUUCUCAUCGGUACAGAGCCCUAAAAGAAAUGUCCGAUUACUUCAUCCAGAAUGGUACUACUAAAGUCUGAGUGUCCAGAACCUGAGGUGUGAAUCAUAUCGGUCUUGUAACUAAGGAGUAUAUAUGUAUAUGUUCUAUUGUUUUAUGUCUUCUAUUAGAAGUUGCUGAAGAUAGACACAGGGAUAAGGCUGGUGUCAGUAACUUCACCACACACCAUUAUCGUAAACCAGAGUUGCAAAUACAAAAUUACCAUCUUACUGCACUGUGAUCAGGGAUGGAUUUGGUCGUGGAACACAGCGCAGUAUAGGUCUAAGGUAAUGGCCAAUAAAUAUGGAGUGUGGCCUGGUUAAAUUAGCCUGGGUUGUGCCACUGCAUCCUAUCUAUGACUUCUGUCCAGAGUUUCUGGAACUUUAUAUACGGUUAGUUAGUAUCUUUCUGUUUUUGAUCUGAGAUUCGACACCUGGAGCUUUAGAACUUGUGAUUGUAGUAAUAUUUCUUGUUUUUAUUAAGUAUACAUGGGUAUAAAUGUUUUUUAUACUACAUUGUUAAUUAUGUUAUUUUCUGUUCAGUAAAAUAAUUCUAUCCAUGUUUGUGUGUUAUCAUAUAUAUUUAAGUUUAUUGCACAGCAUUUUUAUGUACAUGUGGGUUUUUUUUCCUCCCCUCUCCAGACUGAAGUCCAUGAUGACCUGGUAAUUGAAAACGCUUAGUUCUAUCCCCUUAUGAUGUUUUUCACAAACUGUUCAAUAAAUAUAUAUUACAUUUUGUUUAAACAUUAAA
Messenger RNA from Pseudophryne corroboree (corroboree frog), 1351 nucleotides. RefSeq names its product inosine triphosphatase (gene ITPA). Gene Ontology annotation, molecular function: nucleoside triphosphate diphosphatase activity. Gene Ontology annotation, biological process: nucleoside triphosphate catabolic process. Gene Ontology annotation, cellular component: cytoplasm. Lineage: Eukaryota; Metazoa; Chordata; Amphibia; Anura; Myobatrachidae. The transcript is spliced from 7 exons. The coding region runs from base 89 to 571 and encodes 160 amino acids. The record is from RefSeq and is a predicted model, not a curated record.